This is a messenger RNA of Paramecium sonneborni, 1141 nucleotides long. The record is from the annotation of a GenBank genome assembly. NCBI's taxonomy places the organism in Eukaryota, Ciliophora, Oligohymenophorea, Peniculida, Parameciidae.
AUGAAUUGCUAAAAUUCUAAAUGCAAUUAGUAGAUACAAUACAACUCUAUUAUAAGUGGUACCUAAAUAACUUGUGAUAAUUGUUCAAAUGCCUUUUAUUGUUCAACCAAAUGUAGAGACUUUGAUUGGUACAUUGUGAUUACAAUUGGUAUAGGGAAGGAAAUCAUCAAAUGGUUUGCAAUGAUUUAUUUGAAAAAGUUCCUAAAUUAACUGUAAGUUAAUUAGAUGAUUAAAUCAAACAAAUAGGACAAGGUAGUUUUGGAAUUGUGUACUUAAAAUAACUUAAUGGAUAUAAUUUUGCUAUAAAAAAAAUAAAUAAAAAUCUAGCUUACAGAGAACUUAAAAUACACAAAUAACUAAACCAUAAAUAUAUUAUCUAGUUAUUAUAGUUUAUAGAAAAAGAUGAUCAUAUUUAUUUAAUUUUAGAAUAUGCAAGUAUUGAUUAACUUUUAAUAUAAUUAGAAAAUGGUCAUUUGAAAAUUGAUACAAAUAUAGAUCCAAAACGAAUAAUACUAUAAUUGUGUAUUGCACUUCAAUAUCUUCAUAAAAAAGGAAUAAUACAUCGAGAUAUUAAACCUAAAAAUAUUUUACUAGAUGGUAAUAAUAAUGUUAAGUUGUGUGAUUUUGGUUUAGCUACUUAUAAAGAUAUUAUUAGUAACUUUUCUGGUACUUAUGAAUUUAUGGCACCUGAAAUUAUUUAAAAUUAUCCUCAAUCAUAUUCUGUUGAUAUUUGGAGUCUAGGUUGUCUCUUAUAUUGGAUGCUUGAAAAAAAACCACUUAUAACAGGUAUUUCUAAACUAUUAUAUAUUUAAUAGGUAAUGAAACUGAAAUGAUUGAAUAAAUCUUAUAUUUUACAAAACCACAGUUCACUAUUACUGAUAUCUAUGCCAAAGAUUUAUUAAUCUAAAUGCUUACUCCUGAUCCUAAUAAUAGAAUCACACUUAAUCAAAUUAUUAACCAUCCUUAUUUAAAUAGAGACAAUCAAAUUCAUUUAAAAAGCGAAGAAAUCUCAAAUUCAUGUUCAGAUGAAACAUAAGCAAGUUAUCUUCCUAAAUAAAUUGUUCCUCCAAUACAAAAUGAAGAAAGUAACACCUUUAAAAGAAUAGCCAGAUUAUUUUCAUGCAUGACUAGAGAUAAAUGA